Messenger RNA from Cucurbita maxima (winter squash), 4402 nucleotides. RefSeq lists its product as uncharacterized. The coding region runs from base 437 to 3679 and encodes 1080 amino acids. Gene Ontology annotation, molecular function: protein binding. NCBI's taxonomy places the organism in Eukaryota, Viridiplantae, Streptophyta, Magnoliopsida, Cucurbitales, Cucurbitaceae. The record is from RefSeq and is a predicted model, not a curated record. The transcript is spliced from 11 exons.
UAAUCCAAAUUAAAUUAGUCUAAUUAUAACCUAUGGUCAAAAAGAAACGUAAAAUAAUGUAAUCCAAACUUAAUUAUAAUAACCUAUGGUGACUCCCCAAACAUGGAAAGCGAAAUAAAUGAAGGGAUUGGAGCUGCAACACAACACAUGAUAUUGAAAGCGCCCUUACAAAGAUCAAAAGCAGAGCCAAGGAAGGCAACCAGCUUCAUUAUCAGCGUCGCACCUGUGAUUGAUUGUUGAAAAAACCUUUGUUUCGCUCUCUUCCUUUCGUUUUUUUUUUUUUUUUGCCUUCCAACCCAAGGAAAUAACUCCGUCCACAAAACAUACUGUUGCCCACUUUCCAUUUCAAUCCCAUACUCGCUCUGAAUUCGCCAUGAUCGUUGUCUCUGCAUUGAGAGGAAACUGGAGUUCUUGAGCCUUUAAAUCCCCAGACGACAUGAAUUCAUCAAGCUUCCAUGAUAAUGCUCCUGGGUCAUCGAAUUCUUAUGAUGGGUAUUCCAAUAUCAGUUUUGUUACGCAAUCGCUUUCUCGAUCGAAGUCUGGUAUUACGAGGGCGAGAAUGACGAAGGUGAGGAGGCAAACGAGUUCCCUGGAUUUGAGGUCUGCGGCGGUCCCGGAAACGCUUCGGCCGUUCACCGGGAAUUCAUUUCCGGCGGCAUUUUCGGGUCAGGAUUCUAUCUUUGGUAAAUCUGAGUCGGGUGUCAUUGGGAAUCAGCCAUUUGUAUUUGGAGAAAAUAGGAGCAGAACCAGCUCGAAUUUGGAGAGGGCAGAGAGGGAAGUUUUGGAUGGAAUGAAGAAAUUGAAUGUCGAAAGUGGAGGUGAUGAAGCCAUUGAAUCAACGCUUCCGGAUUACUUGAGGAAGCUGAACAUUGAAGAAGGGCAAGGUAAUUCUGCACGAAUUCAUAAAACUAGAAAUGAAGGGGCUAAAUCUGGUUUGUGGGACAGUAAAGUUGGUAAUUCUAUAGUUUCAGAACUCCCCAACAAGAUGCAGCAUUUGAACAUUGAAGGUAUUGUAGAGCUUAAGACACCAGAUGUAAAAACAAAAACAUUUUCUGCUGGAAUCAGUGAAAAUUUUCAAUUCAGUGCUCAGAGCGAUCCAAUUAGAGAAUUCAGGCCAAAGAGUAGGAGUGAAAGAUAUAAUUCUACCAUGUUUCGGUUGCGCGUUGAUCAGGAGACUCAGGAGAGACACAAGGCAUCUGAAUUCUAUUCACCAAUGGAUGUUUCGCCAUAUCAAGAAACACUGGCUCGUGGUCGGGUUUCUCGUGAAAAUUCUCUGACAUCCAAUGAAUCGCUUAAUCUCGACAACAACUCCGUUGUAUUUGAUGAAUCGAUACCUGAGGUCUUAAAUGAUGUUAUAGAUGAAGAUCUGGUUAAUGCUACAGAAAGCUUAAAUAUGAGUGAACCUGGUUGUUCUGCAACUGAAGUGGAAGAAUGUGAAGGCACUCUUUACCAUUCUAAUAUAAACCAUGGCGCUGAAGGUCCUCUAGAAGAAUCUGUUUCAGGGGUGGAUACUGAAAGCUACAAAUCUGCAAAUGAAGAGUUGGAUAUGAGUGGUGGUCUAGCUGCUAUUUCAGGAGAAACAGAAGCCAAUUCGAGCGUGAAAUUCGAGAGGCAGGAUAGCGAUGGCAAGAAUCAAUUUAGUUUUGCUUCAAAUUCAGAGGAUGGAUCGAGAUCAAACUUUACAUUUGCUGCCUCUUCUGCUGUUCGAGGUCAAUUAUCUGCAUCCAAACGCCAAUACAAUAAGAAAAGUUGGGGAAAAGUUGGUCAAGAUUCUUAUAUUUCCCCAACAAUUGCUGUUGAAGUUUCAUUGCCAUCCUCUUCUGGGCAAUUUGUUACAUUUUCUGGGAAUCCUUCACCAAUAUCAUCUCAAAUGAGUCAGAAGGGAGUUGAUUCUUGGAUGAACAAAGGCCAGGAGAUGAAGCAAGAGUCGGUUUCUACGAUAGCAGCAACUGUUGCUGCCCAGGAGGCUUGUGAAAAGUGGAGACUGAGAGGCAACCAGGCAUAUGCAAGUGGUGAUUUAUCCAAGGCUGAGGACCAUUACACUCGAGGAGUGAAUUGUAUAUCAAAAGAUGAGUCAUCUAGAAGCUGUCUCAGGGCUUUGAUGCUUUGUUACAGCAAUCGUGCAGCAACAAGAAUGUCUCUUGGAAGAUUGCGAGACGCAAUCAGUGACUGUACAAUGGCUGCUGCUAUAGAUCCCAGCUUUUAUAAAGUGUACCUUAGAGCUGCAAACUGUUACCUUGGCCUUGGGGAAAUUGACGAUGCGGUACAGUUCUUCAAGAGAUGCCUGCAACCUGGGAAUGAUAUCUAUGUGGACCGGAAAAUUGUAGUGGAAGCCUCGCAUGGUUUGCAAAAUGCUCAGAAAGCGUCUGAAUGCAUGAAACGUUUAGCUGAACUUCAGCUAAGAAGCACAUCCACUGAUAUGCAGAGUGUUUUGGAAUUAAUUUCAGAGGCUUUGGUAAUAAGCUCAUGCUCCGAAAAAUUAAUUGAAAUGAAAGCAGAGGCUCUUUUCAUGCUUCGGAGAUAUGAGGAGGUGAUUCAGUUUUGUGAGCAUACCGUAGAUUCCGCUGAAAAGAAUUCUCCUUCAGAAGAUAUUGUCAGUCAGACCUCAAAUCUGGAUUCUUCUGAAAUCUCAAAGAAGUUGUACUUUAGGAUUUGGCGAUGCCGCUUGACUCUCAAGUGCUACUUCCUUCUGGGAAAACUUGAGGAGGGUCUGGCUUCUUUAACGCAAGAGGAGGAAGUGCCUACAGUGAUUGGGAAUGGAAGAAAGUUUUUAGAAUCAUCAAUACCAUUGGCCGUUACCAUGAGGGAGCUCGUACGUCACAAGGAUGCUGGGAAUGAAGCAUUUCAGGCAGGAAGGAAUUCAGAAGCCAUUGAACACUACACAGCUGCUUUGGCGUGCAAUGUCGAGUCACGUCCUUUCUCAGCUUUUUGUUUCUACAGUCGGGCUGCUGCAUACAAAGCUCAGGGCCAAGUUAUUGAUGCUAUUGCGGAUUGUAGUCUUGCCAUAGCCCUCGAUGAAGAAUUUUUCAAGGCAAUUUCUAGACGGGCCACUUUGUAUGAAAUGAUUAGAGACUAUGGUCAAGCAGCUAAUGAUCUCCAGAAGUUUAUAUUGCUUUUUUCUAAGGAAUUAGAGAAGACCUAUCAGUUUGGAAAUUCCGAUAGAUCGAGUACCAGUGCAAAUGAUUUGAGACAAGCUCGUCUCCACCUUGCAGAAGUUGAAGAAGAGUCGAGAAAGGAAAUUCCAUUGGACAUGUACCUUAUUCUGGGAGUUGAUCCAUCUGCAUCUUCAGCUGAAAUUAAGAAGGCAUACAGGAAAGCUGCUCUCAGAUACCAUCCAGACAAGGCUGGUCAGUCCUUGGCUAGAGCAGACAACGGAGAUAACGUACUAUGGAAGGAUAUAGCUGGAGGAGUCCCCAUGGAUGCUGAUAAACUUUUUAAAAUGAUUGGAGAGGCAUAUAAUGUACUCUCAGAUCCUAUUAAGCGCUCCCGAUAUGAUGCGGAAGAAGAGAUGAGAACUGCCCAAAAGAAACGCAAUGCAAGCAGCACCCCUAGAUCACAUACAGAUGUUCAUCAAGGUCAUCAGUUCGAAAGAAGUAGUGUUAGGCCUCAGUGGCAAGAUCUAUGGAGAUCUUAUGGUUCUCGCGGAUCAGAAUUUACUCGAUCAACCAGGUAUCCAUAAGAACUAUGCGAACACAUCAGGAUAUAAUUCAGGCUUUCAAAUGGCUAGGGUGCACCAAGUAAUUGAUCAUUCUAUCAAGAAAUCCAGCUGCAGUUUGUCCCCUCAGGGUGGGACCGCCAAAAGUUGACAAUUGGCUCAUGGGAAUUCCUGAUGGCUAAAUCUUGAAAAGGAGGUGGAGGCAUGAUCCUUAACGCAAAACAUUGAUGCCACAAAGGAAGUAAAAUGUAGGUGUUCCACAGAGGAAGUUUGAAGUUGUUCACAGUGCCAUGUACAGACAGAGAAGAGAUGAGUAAACAGGUGUGUCACAACAUCUAAUGGCUGGCUGAGUCUCUGACAGGAUGCUAACAAAAGAAUAAGGAUAACUACUACAGUUUAGAGCUUCAACAAUCUGGUAAUUACCAUUUUCUGCAUAACAUUUUCGUGUGUUCGAUGUACCCUCUUUUUUACGUUUAUGUUGAAUUUGAUCUGUGGCUGACGAAGUACUAUUCCAGAUCUUCAUGCUGAUGACUAUAUGUGGUCUGAUUUUGUUCUCUUCGUUUUUUAAAGAAAUGGUGUAUUCUGAAAAAGAAAUGAAGAAAAAGAGAACAUUAGAUUGACUGUGAACACCUUUGACAUGAGUAGUUCAUGUUGUAUGUUGUGUUUGAUAGAUUUAAGCUUGGUUGGGAACAUACAUUAUCAAGAUCAUUUUUGGCUUUUGAAACUAAAUUUAGACUUUCACUCGUU